Molecule: messenger RNA, 3744 nt
Organism: Scleropages formosus (Asian bonytongue)
Lineage: Eukaryota; Metazoa; Chordata; Actinopteri; Osteoglossiformes; Osteoglossidae
Product: metallophosphoesterase 1-like
Exons: 9
Coding region: 933-2096 (387 amino acids)
Biological process (GO): endoplasmic reticulum to Golgi vesicle-mediated transport; GPI anchor biosynthetic process
Cellular component (GO): endoplasmic reticulum-Golgi intermediate compartment
Molecular function (GO): phosphoric diester hydrolase activity
Source: RefSeq, a predicted model, not a curated record
CAGUCAAAGCAUGUAGUUUACUCCGUUCAAAAGCAUGUAAAACGUGCUCGUGUUCAGCGUGACUUGUGACGUUUUCAUCACAACACGAUCGAUGGAGCGGAAAAAAUUUAAAUUCUCCUUCGGCUCCUAAUUAAAUUAUUAGCAUCCGUGGCGGCGACAAUGACUUCAAGGUCGCAGGUUCGAGGGCGUCACUGGACGGACCUGCUGCGCAAGCAUUCCCUUCCGUACGGAUGCCGGGCUCAAGGUAUGUGGGGGUAUGUGGCCGAACCGGUUCCCGCCCGGGUCACAUCUUUCCUGCACAGUGACGCGCAGCGCGCUCCCGGUUCAAGGACAUCAGCGCUUGAGCGUCGCUCUUUAUUGCGGGGGUCGCUCACUUGAGGGGUUUCAGCUCUCAUCCUUCGCGCCUCUCCGUUUUUUUCAGCCGUCAACACGAAACUGUGUGCGCGCGCGCGCAGGGCAUUGCGCACAACACCAUGUAAAAAAAAAAAAAAAAAAAAAAAAAAAAGGCGGCCGCACUUGGCGGACGCGCAUCGCGAGGGUCCGAGGACGAGCCCGCGGUCUCAGUACCACCGCCGGGAGCGCGCGCGUCGCGCCGCGGAGCAUCUCCGGGAAACGGGGCACCGCGCAUCGCCCGCGCAUCGCCCGCGCAUCGCCCGCGCAUCGCCCGCGCCGCAUCUUUGAAGCAUCUCGUCGCAGCGCGUUUUCAGCGGCUCCGUGUCCUGCUGUCCGUCUCCUGUUGGUCCCCGUCGUCGGCGCGUCCUCGCUCUCUGCUGGUGCUCUGGGCACAGUGGACGCGCACUGCGGACACGGGAACGCGCUGGGAGACCCCAUCGCUACUGGCGACGUGCAGCAGGAGGACAAGUCAAGGAAGGAUAAAAUCAGAGCGAUGAACAAAUAAAUCAACCGAGCACCCCAGACCCGCGAAGGCAGACAUGGGCAGACCGGGGAGCAGAAGAUGGGGCUCCGUCCUCUUUCUGGUCUCCUCCGCGUGCAGCGCGUUCAUUUUCUGUGAAUAUUUCAUCUAUUUCCCCGUGAUCCUCCGGUGCUCGUGGCCCCACGCAGAGUGGGCGGAAGCCGAGGAGAGCGAGGUCCUGCGGGUUUUCAUCCUGUCGGACACACAUCUCCUGGGAGUCAUCCGAGGACACUGGUUUGACAAGCUGAGAAGGGAGUGGCAGAUGGAAAGAGCCUUCCAGACGGCCCUCUGGCACCUGCGUCCUCAAGUGGUCUUCAUCUUGGGGGACGUCUUCGACGAGGGCAAGUGGAGCUCCCCAGAGGACUGGGAGGACGAUGUCCGCCGUUUCCAGCACAUGUUUCGCCACCCGAACAACACAGAGCUGAUUGUUCUCGUCGGAAACCACGAUGUCGGCUUCCAUCACGAGAUGAGCUCAUUUAAACUGCAACGCUUCGAGAAGGUCUUCGGCGUCAACUCUGCCAGGAUUUUCACCAAGAAGGGCAUCAACUUCCUGCUGGUGAACAGCGUGGCCAUGCAGGGCGACGGCUGCCCCAUCUGCCACGCUGUGGAGAACAAGCUGCUCCGCCUCUCCAGGGAGCUCAGCUGCUCCAUGCAGAGUUUGGAGCCGAACGGCGAACAGCAGCAGUGCCGUGGCACGCGCCGCUUCCCCCCCUCACCUCCCGUCCUCUUACAGCACUACCCUCUGUACAGAGGCAGCGACGCCAACUGCACAGGUCAGGAUGCUGCUCUCCCCCAAGAGCGCCACCUGCUGUUCCAAGAGCGAUAUGACGUGCUGUCCAAGGCAGCAUCAAGGAAGCUUCUGCAGUGGUUUCAGCCCCGUCUCAUUCUCAGCGGCCACACCCACAACGGCUGUGAGGUGCUCCACGAAGAAAAGCACCCUGAAAUCAGCGUUCCGUCAUUCAGCUGGAGGAACCGCAAUAAUCCCAGUUUCAUCCUGGGCAUCUUCUCUUCCAGCCACUUUGCCCUCUCCAAGUGCUUCCUCCCACAGGAGAGCACAGUCAUAGCCAUAUAUGCCACAGCUGGCGUGACUGCAGCGCUCCUGCCAUUAGUGCACUGGUUCUGUUUCAAGGGCAGCAGCCUAAUGGGCCUCAUGGGCCUGAUGGGCAAACACAAGUCCUUGUGACCUGCAACCCCAGCCCUGUCCACCUCGCCUUGCCAAAGAGAAGCAGACCCCACAUUGCUCAUCUUGUACAUUUGUUGGGUCCUGUGGAUCUCUGCCCCUGUGGUACUUGUGCUACGAAACUGAAACAAGUGCAAACCAUGCAAUGUCCCCCUUAACAGGAAGGGGGGGGGGGGGCACGUUUUAUGCAAGUCUUCAGUUGUGCAAAUUUUUUGCUGUGGUCCAGUUCAUGCGUUUUAAAGUUAGGCUUGAAAUGGCCUUUUCUUACAUUUAUGCUACUGCAGCUCACAAAGUCCAAUUCGGGGUUGUGCAAGGAGACUAGAAAGUUUUUGAUAAAACCAAUUCAUACAGGUGAUCCACAAUGUUGCUUAAGUAAUGUAGGCUUAAAUGGGUUUCUCUUAUUGCAAUUGUAAUUUAAACAUUUUGUACAAAAUGUACAGGUUAUCGCUGACACAAAUGAGAUCUGCACAAAGACAAGAUACACCUAUGUGACCAAAGGACAUAUCUUAUUGCUAAAACAAGUUCAGCUUUUUUUCUCUUUUCUUAAAACCACACCGCAUCACAACUUGUUCUGAGAAAUGUAAUUUGCAUAAAUGAUUAAAGUUUGAGAAAUAUUCACACUUUAUCAAUUCUAUAUUUAAAAUAAAACAAAGUCUUCUAAUGUGCCUCUUUAUUAAAAGAAAAUAAAAAUGUCAUUUCGUAAUUCUCUCAGGCCAAACACAAGGAUUUACACCUCUUUUUUCUCUCUUACUAUAUACUUGCACAAUAAAAGCUGCAGUUGGUACAAGGAAUGAAGAUCCUAUCUAGGGUGUGCACACAUCCACAAUGCCUGUGCAGUUGUGAAGGUCUCUGAAUGACCAAAGGUUCAACCUCUCACACUUCUUCAGUCUACGCUUCAUUCUAAACAUGCUUACGCAUAUGUGUGCAUCUAUAUGGAUUUACUCUGCACACAUACAUAAGUAUGUAUACAGCUAACUACACACACAUAUAUAAACAUGUGCAACUGUACAUAUAUAUUUAUAUAGAUCUAUAAAUUUACAUGUACAUUUGUGAAAAGCACAAACGUGCACUCUCGCACAUUCAGUUUUGCUGCGAGUGCACGCGUGUUUAUGUACACAUGCUCGCACACGCAGGCACAAGCACACGCAUGUAAAUAUAGACGUACUUCAUAUCGAAAAAAGUUGGUUCCUAUUAAAACAACUCCAGGUUGCAAUUUGGACACUUCAAUGGAUUCCAAUGUUUUAAAGCUGAGAAUCAAAAAAAUAAAACAAAGAAAAAAUGAAGGCUUGUCGCUGCAACAUCUGGUCAUCACUGUAGGAAAGUGGUUAAUUUGCAUAAUGUAUACAGGAUUCUUUUUAGCCCCUAACCUCCCCCCCAUUUUAUACUAAAGAGCAUUUCCUUUUUUUAUAAACCAGAAAAAACUAAAUUCUACAGAGAAAGUCCCUACCCGCAGUCUUUCCUGCUGAUAGAGUUGACAUCAAGCUGUACAGCGCAGUCAAAAACAUACUUACAUCUGAGCUCAUUUUACAGGUACAGCCAUAAUCAAGGCACAAAGAUCUUCUACAAGUAGAUUUUUUCUUCAGUAAAGUUGUACAAAAUAAUAUUACAUUUUACAGCCUGUACAAGAUAAAUCAACCUUGCACAGUCUGUA